AUGUCGUCGACGCUAAAUGAGCUCCCGAGCGCGCUCCGAGUGUACCUAUUGCGUCUCUCGCUCAUCGCAAUCGUAAGUUACUUGUCCGUCGUGUUCCUGAUUCCCAUUGUCAGUCGCCACCUGCCUGCGAAGUUAUCGGGCAAAGAUCUGUGCAAGCGAGGGACGCCAGCAGGAGAUAUCCCGAUCCCUGAAGCUCUAGGCAUCGUGUCAGGCCUCGUCUACGUGGCAUCGUUGAUCGUGACGCUCUUCACUGUGGUGGACGACCCCGAUGUGAAGCGCAUGAUGGCGUGGGGGAUCGUCAGCAUCCUGUCCAUGAUCUUACUGGGCUUCGCUGACGAUCUCGCGGAUCUCCGUUGGCGCCACAAAUUGCUCUUCCCGCCACUCGCGUCACUGCCGCUGCUGAUUAAUUACCCUGGACUCACUGCUGUCGUGCUGCCCAAACCCGUGCGGUUCUUGUUUGAGCAAGACACGAUGUUGCACUCGGUGCUGACUCCGGUGAUUACGCUGAGUGAAGGAGGAGAACUUGCCGAGCUUGGUCUAUUCUAUUACCUUUACAUGGGCAUGAUGGCGGUCUUCUGCACGAACGCGAUCAACAUCUACGCUGGUGUGAAUGGUCUGGAAGCCGGCCAGUCUUUUGUGAUUGGCGCUGCUGUUGUCGUGCAGAAUGUGUAUCAGAUCUUGCUGGGUCACGACAACGAGAACUUCCACUACCUCUCACUCAUGUUCAUGGUCCCAUACCUGGCGACAACGCUCGGUCUAUUGAAGCACAACUGGUACCCGUCGCGCGUCUUCGUUGGGGACACGUUCUGCUACUACGCUGGUAUCACCUUUGCGGUGUGUGGCAUUUUGGGUCACUUCAGUAAGACCCUCUUGCUCUUCUUCUUGCCACAGGUCCUCAACUUCCUGUACUCGAUCCCGCAGCUGUUCAAGAUCGUGCCUUGUCCGCGGCACCGAUUGCCCAAGUUUAACGCCAAGACUGGUCUAUUGGAGCCGUCUACCAUUACGCCCGACUCCACGCGAUCCAACUACACGAUCAUCAAUCUCUUCCUUGUCGUGUUUGGACCCAUGAAGGAGAACCAUCUCGUUGUGGCACUGCUCGCGUUUCAGGCCCUGUGCUGUGGUCUAGCUUUUUACAUUCGCUACGGGAUUAGUGGCUACUUCUACGACUUUGUGCAGUAG
Messenger RNA from Peronospora matthiolae, 1179 nucleotides. The record is from the annotation of a GenBank genome assembly. Lineage: Eukaryota; Oomycota; Peronosporomycetes; Peronosporales; Peronosporaceae.